This is a messenger RNA of Striga asiatica, 4780 nucleotides long. Lineage: Eukaryota; Viridiplantae; Streptophyta; Magnoliopsida; Lamiales; Orobanchaceae. The record is from the annotation of a GenBank genome assembly.
CAUCAUUUCAUUUUUAUUUAUAUGGGGAAAAUAAUUACAAAUAGCCCUAAUUAAACGUUGCUUAAAUUUUUUCCCAAGAGCGUCUCGCUGCUCUUGACUGCGCUUUUUCUUUUUCCUUUCUUCCGUUCUCCCAUUUCCAGAUUUGCUGAUGUUGAGUCUCACAGUCUACAUUUGAAGUUGCCUGAACAAGUUCUUACUAGAGUAAGUUCACUUGCAGGGAUGUUCUGUCGCCCGGAAGUUUGACAUGGUGACGAGCAUACCCAUUUAGCCAAAAUGAAUGGCCACAAUUUGUUGGAGGUCACUUUCAGGGAUAUUCUCCAUGUGAUCAAGCCUUCAAAAGGAGAUUGGUCCGUCAGAUUUCUUAUUAUUAAUGAAAUCCGAGAUAUUGUUGGAUCUGUAGAGAGCCUGAGAGGUGCAACUGUAGAACCAUUUGGAUCUUUUGUAUCCGAUCUCUUUACGAAAUGGGGAGAUUUGGAUAUAUCCAUAGAGUUGCAGAAUGGUUCAUAUAUUGCAUCUCCUGGGAAAAAGCACAAGCAGAGUUUACUGGGAGAUGUGUUAAAAGCUUUGAGACAGAAAGGUGGAAUUCGUAGGCUUCAGUUCAUCUCCAACGCUAGGGUACCAAUUCUGAAGUUUGAGACCAGGUACAACAUCUCAUGUGACUUGUCAAUCAACAAUCUAAGUGGUCAAAUGAAGUCAAAAAUGCUAUUCUGGAUUAACGAAAUUGAUGGACGCUUUCGUGAUUUGGUUUUACUGGUGAAAGAGUGGGCCAAAGCUCAUCACAUUAAUGAUUCAAAAUCUGGAUCCUUAAACUCAUAUUCCAUCAGUGUAAGGACUGUUGCUGAAAAACGCAUUGAAGAUAUAUGUGGGGCAAACAUACAUAGAAUCAGAUCAGAUAGGUCGAGAUUGAUCAAUCGAUGCUCGUUGUCAGAUUUGUUCAUUUCCUUCCUUGCAAAGGUUGAAGAUCCUUUUGAGCAACCAACAAAUACGGCUAGGACAGUUGGUUCUAACCAAUUAGCAAAGAUAUCAGCUGUGAUUCAAGCAACUCGUGGAACACUCGUCUCUGCAAAUAAAAAUCAAAUGUCUCUUGUUUCUGUUCUGGUGGGCCCACAUGCUUUGUCGCAGUUGGUACCGAGGACAGCUGGCCCAGCCGCUACUCAAACUCCACAAUCUGCACCAAGGACACCUCAUACUUUGUCACAGAGGACAGUUGGCUCAACAGCUACUCCAAGGACACCUCAAGGGAAAAACGGACGCGUGGAAAAGCAGGCAAAUCACAAGCCUCAGAACAAAAGAGCUGAUAAACGUCCGAGUGGGGCCCCAAGUGCACCACCACCUAUGCAUGCUUCCACAAGUCAAAAGCAGCAAGUGUGGAGGCCAAGAUCAAAUUCCAAGGUCGAUCAAGGUGGUUUCGAUGACUGAGUACCAUCAAUACAUUCGUAUAUGUUGCAGUUUAUGAUGUGAAUUAAUUUUGGUGUAUUCUUCCUUCCGUUUUUUUGGAAGAGAACCAUGAUGAACGUGGGCUAUGUUUCAUGAGCAAUUUCAAAAGAAGAGAUUUUGGGGAAGUGCUGUUUGCCUAUGUCAUCAUGAAACCUUGGAAGUAAUAUAUCAUUUGUUAUGGUUGUAAACAAUGCUAUUGUACUCGAAGUUAUGUUGAGCAUGAGCACGAAAGUGAUUUUGCGUUGGUUAAUCUUGCAUUGAUGAUUUACUCUAGUAGAGUCCCUGUUCAGAACGUUUGAAAACCGGAAAAAGAUGGCGUUCAUCGACAGAGACCAACUAAGAAUACACACAUCUUUUAACUGCAAAAUCUAAUUAAGCGUCACACUUAGACGAAGUUGUGUUUAUUGUUAGGUGCACUGGGGCAAAGCAAUAUUUCCAGUUUUGGGGGUUCCAAAAGGGGUAUAUGGAAACACAUACAAACUCUUGAAUGCGGUCUCAAAAGGUGUAUAUGGAAGCACAUACAAAGACUUGACUGGAAAAGGGACAUAAACAAAUUAGGGUAUAUCCCAGUUUCUGAGGUCUCACAGGGGAAUGAAAACACAUACAAACUCAUGAAUGGAAAAAGGGAAGCAAACAAAUUCUCUCUCGCAAAUGGAUCCUUCAACGGUUCUACCUAAUAAUCUCUCCAGAGAAGACAAUCUUGCCCACAAUUCUUCUCAUAUGCUUAUUGACAUAUAAAAGUGAUCUCCAAAAACAACACCGGUGUUCACUACAAACUGAAAAGAGACGGACCAAAAACAUCGUAUCAAUAGAAGAGGCGGAGUCCACAAAAUAAGCUUAAUAUUGGAACAUAAGUAUCAUCAGCUACAAGUUUUUCGACAACAGUAGAAGCAAACAUGCUAGAUUAUACAUUACGCAUCUAAUCUGGUUUCUAGUGAGCAUUCAUAUGCAUUGGAAAGCCCACAACACUAAGCCCGCCUCCUCAGCCUGCGGCCAUUGUUAUCCACAGACUGGGACCCACCAUCCACAGCCAGAUCCAGCCCAAAUAUACUGCUCCCACUCCUCUUCUUACCAUAUAAAAGAUUCGACUUCUCAUCCACAGAGGCAACAGUUUCCAGCAACUCGGACAAGAGAGAGGGGCAGCUCUGUUCCAAGUGUCUGAAACCGUCUGAUCGCAUCACCACUAGAAGAAGACAAUGUCAGAACAGAACAAGCAAGUAUAAUUUCUUUUAUGGCAUUUAAGAUUGAACCUCAGGGAAGACUUAUUAUAACUGUUAUUCAAAUAUAAUAUAUUGGCCAAGCUCUUUCCAACAUUUGCUAACUGUAAAUUAUAUGAUGCAUAUUGAUGCCAUACUUUAACUGCGUGGUCUUCUAUUCUCUUGUGUGAAGGUGCACAUGGCUUAAAAAUAUGGUUUUUUUCACUCACAAAUUAUAGUUAGUUUAUAACAAAAAUUGAUACAACACAACUGCGCAUAAACUAAUCAUGUGAAAUCUCCAUGACAGUCUUCGGUCAGAGGCAUUAUGUAUGAAAAUUAAUUCCAUCCAGCCACAUGUUUUUGACACAAGGUAGCAGACCCAUGCUAGAUAAAUGAGUAUGCACAUACUACGAAGAAUGGCUGUAAAAUCCAAUCCUAUUUUACAGGAAAAUACAAACUGCGGCUUCAAUGAGUGUGACAACAAUCACUCAUUGUGCAUUAUUUAACCCUCAUGUAAGGAGUCCUAGAUGGAGAGAGAACAAGAAUCUGAAAUAAUUGUCGUCCAAAUGAAAAACCUAUUUUCCAGCGUGACUACAAUCACAUUCAUUGAAUUGGCCAAUUCUAAAAUUCAAAACAAUUUUUUGGUAGUCAUCAGAUUGUGCAGAAAAAUAUGUCUAGGUUCAGAUUGGAGACUUAUAGAAGCCACAAGAAUUGGUUAAAUUUCUAUGACCAACUAAACAGAUAUAGAGGAAUAUCCCUGGUGUGCCGACAAUGUUAAUGCGUCACUAUAGCACAUUCUGAAUAUUAUAAGUGGAAGACCAUUACAUCCAUUUACCAUGACAAAUGCAUUUACUUGCAUCAAGAGUGUGCCUGCUCAUAGCAGAUAAAAGAAAAUUAAUAUUUACAUGACCUGAAAUAGUGAACCGCUCAGAUCUACGGACUACACGCACCUCCCAAGUUUGUUGCCGCAAAUUUUAAACAAAUAGCCUUAAGCUGCAUGCAGUGAUGCUGCUCUGCCAGGGAAAGAGUGGUUGCCACUGUAUCAGCACAGACCUCUUCACAUAGUUUCACUUCACACAAUUGUUUCAACCUAUCUAAACCAAACCGGUCAGCCGCAGCCAACAGAUGUUGCAUCAAGAUUGCAGAAGGUGCAGAAGCUGAACUAGUUAUUUCAUGAAAGUUGGGGAACUCAUCAGAGUAAAUAAACUGGAGCAGUGCCUGAAUAUAGAAGGCUCCACAUCUUCUAGUUCCACCUCAUUGCUAUCUAGAUUUCCAACAAGUCCGAAAAAUUGAGCUUUGAACACAGGAGAUCUGGCUGCAAGAAUUAACUUGUGAGCUUUGAAUGAUUCUUCCCCAAGUCGGAAAGUUACAUCGCAGCCAAUUUCAGAUUCAAGCAGAUGCUUAAGACUUUGACCCAUAUCUGAUGGAGGAACGGAAACACUGAGCAACUUUGGUCCCUCAACACGAUUUCGAACAACUCCCACAGUACAAUGCACAGAAAGACAAUCAUCUUUUAAGAAAUCUGAAGUUUCCAAGGAAGUUCUUCUGAAAAAUCGCUAGCAUUACCACAUGCUCCCCUUGUACUUCAGCGUAUAAGGCCCGCUCUCCAGCGCUCGAUCAAAGUGACUAUGCACCUUAUGCUUCCCCUUCCCACUUUGAUCCAGAAGAGUAAGCUCAAACAGCGCCCUCACAUCAGUGCCCUCGCUAGCCAAGGCGAUAAAUAUCGAGACAUGCAUUGAGGAGUCCUCCGGGUUCUUCCCAUCGGGAUAAAAGUAAAUCGCCCAAUCAUAUCCCCCUAUGUUGAAAGUAUCCGACGAGAUGUACCGCCCAGGGCCCAUGCCCUUGGCCAGAGAGUAGCCGCGGAUGGUGAAGUGGUGCGAGCCAUUCACUGUCUCGUUUAUCGACCUCGAGCUGGAGUCCAGGGUGUUGUUUGGGUCGCCGGAGUUCACGAUCAUCUCAUCGGUGUGAAACCCAGGUGGGAUGUAGAGAAGAUGUUGCCGGUUACAGAGGUGGAAUUCUGGGGAGGGGUUUCGAUCGACGGGCUUUCGAGUUUCGAGAAAUGAUGGGAUUUCUUUUUUCUGAGGAUGAUUGAUUAUCGAUGGCCAGUUAUUCUUACCACAGAGGGUUAGUAGAAAUUUAUCGCGGUU